This is a messenger RNA of Saccharomyces kudriavzevii IFO 1802, 1308 nucleotides long. RefSeq names its product Rxt2p (gene RXT2). Bases 1 to 1308 code for a protein of 435 amino acids. Gene Ontology annotation, cellular component: cytosol; Rpd3L complex. NCBI's taxonomy places the organism in Eukaryota, Fungi, Ascomycota, Saccharomycetes, Saccharomycetales, Saccharomycetaceae. Gene Ontology annotation, biological process: negative regulation of rDNA heterochromatin formation; negative regulation of silent mating-type cassette heterochromatin formation. The record is from RefSeq and is a predicted model, not a curated record. The transcript has a single exon.
AUGAGUGUCAAGAACAUUGAAGCCAACCAGGCGCACUUGGAAGACGAGAGUGUCCUCACCAAUGAAUCGAAUAUAAUCAGCACAUUCACUAGAAGGAUAAUAAAGGAAAAAAGCGGUAACUAUCAGGUACUAAAAAGGUCUAUCGAUGGGAAACUAAUCUAUCCUGAAGCUACUGGUAUAUCUUCUAACAGAGGUAACAAACUUUUGCAGAAAAGUGAGGUGGUAACAAGAAGAGACUUGAAUAAUUCUAAGCCCAUUAUUGAGCAGGCUGUCUUUUAUAACGGUUCAGAGCAUCGGCUUCUACAAACAAAUAUCGCAGCCGAUAGUAAAGGUAAUAGAAGACGUAAAAGGAUAAAAUUUACCCCCGAUAUCAACGUCGAGCCAGUCCUGUUUGAUAAUGAAAAGCCAAUCAGUGGGGGAAACGAAGAAGAUGAUAAUAUUACCGAUGAUUACAAUGGCGAUGAAGGUGAAGAUGAUCUAUCAAAAUUGGUGAAUGUAAAGGAAAUUCUUACCCCAAUUCUUUCAUUGGGUGAGGUGAUAAACCGUAAAACAAUUUCAAGGACCUUUUCGAGCCCAAUUUUGAAGGACCUGGCGUUACAAAUAAUAUUAAUGAUCGAAAGGGAACAAAUGUCAGUUGUUAGAUAUUCCCAGUUUUUGGAAGUGUUUUUAGGAGACCAUCCAGAACCAAUUUAUGAAUCUAAUCUGAACCUUCCAUCUUACAAUCACAAUUUGACUUUGACCGAGGACAGAGGAUCGAGUGAGGGGGGUGAUGGCGGUUAUAAAAAUAUUGUUAGCGAAGUUAAUCUGAACAGUGCCAUAACGGCGGAGGAUGAAUGCACCAAUAAUGAAACGGAAGAGACUGCAGAAGAAGAUCCAUUUUUUGCGUUACCGAGAUUAAAACAAUCCAAGGCGCUACUAUCGUUGCUACCAUCAUCUUCCGGUUCUGCCUCUAUUUCAGCGUUGACAGGGGCUGAGCAACAACAAUUGAAUGAUGAAAUUGAAUCUGCUCGACAGUUGUCGCAAAUUGCAUUGCAAAGAAAUAAAGAAUUUAUAAGAAACCUACAAAAAAUAAGAAAAUCAGUAAUAAAAGCCAACAGAAUAAGAGGCAGAAUACUGAAUUGGAGUCGGGAGUUCUUAGGCAUCUCCGACGAUGAUAUUACUAUCCCGGUGGCACUGCGUGUUGUAAAAAGAGGUUUGAUCAGUGCGACAACAAACAAAACAACAAAUUUCGAAGAAGAAAUUGAAAAUACCAUGGAAGACGGUGUGGCGGAUGAUAAUGAACCCGAUGAAGAGGCUAAUAGAGUAUAA